Molecule: messenger RNA, 411 nt
Organism: Aspergillus bombycis
Lineage: Eukaryota; Fungi; Ascomycota; Eurotiomycetes; Eurotiales; Aspergillaceae
Product: ankyrin repeat domain-containing protein
Exons: 2
Coding region: 1-411 (136 amino acids)
Molecular function (GO): protein binding
Source: RefSeq, a predicted model, not a curated record
AUGUAUGCCAUCCGGCUUCCAUGGCCGGUUGUUGAAGUGAAAUUUGGUUGGAGACCUAUUCACUUUGCAUUGUAUCGAACAUUAGACCAUGUCAAGUACCUAGAAGACCACGGAGCUGAUCUCCAGGCCGAGGGCGGGUUGCAGAGAAAUGCCCUGCAUUUUGCCGUUGUGAGUGGUAGGCUUGACCUGGUACGAUAUGUUAUGCAAAAGUUCAAAGGUUUCAUUAACGAGCUGGACUGCGAUGGCUGGACACCACUUUUCUGUGCACUUCGAGAAGCCCAAAUAUGGGAUAUUAGGUUCUCCCAACGCACUGACAUAAUCGAGGAAUUGAAGGAGAAUGGUGCUGAGAUCAUGAUCUGUGCUGACGGCGGACUUGAGGGCGAUGCUCCAACUGGUCACCCCAACCGAUGA